Arachis ipaensis is the source of this 483-nucleotide messenger RNA. NCBI's taxonomy places the organism in Eukaryota, Viridiplantae, Streptophyta, Magnoliopsida, Fabales, Fabaceae. The record is from RefSeq and is a predicted model, not a curated record.
AUGCAGAGGGAAGCAGAAGAGGAAGAGAGGCACGGGCUAGCGCUGGUGGGCCUCGCUGUCACCGCCGAGCUGCUCGCCACUCGCCGCCAUCACGAGGAAGACCAGAACCGAGCAAGGGGGAGAAGCCAUGCGGCAAAGGAGAGGAGAAGGGGAACUCACCGUGUCACCGUCACCCAUGGAGCCGCGAGCUGCGCCCAGUCGCCGUCAGGCCACUGCUGGGUCGAUUUGGGGCUACGGCUACUACGUUUUGUUAAUUCAGAGUUAGAAUCCGAUUUGCUUGUGCUGCUUGUAGCUGUUUCUGCUUUUGAGAGAGCAAGCAGAGCCGAGGUUUUGAUUGCCGGUGGUUUUGGGCUGAGCAAAAAGGAGUCAGUUAACGAGUUUGGGUUAUGGUUUUGGCAUUUUGAGGAUUGGACGCAGAAGUCACGAAGAGAUUAUCUAGUUGUUGUCGCGAUGCUUUGUAUUGCUUGAGUUAUUGUUUAUUAU